Messenger RNA from Malania oleifera, 2100 nucleotides. RefSeq lists its product as uncharacterized. The coding region runs from base 1 to 2100 and encodes 699 amino acids. The transcript has 4 exons. The record is from RefSeq and is a predicted model, not a curated record. NCBI's taxonomy places the organism in Eukaryota, Viridiplantae, Streptophyta, Magnoliopsida, Santalales, Ximeniaceae. Gene Ontology annotation, molecular function: RNA-DNA hybrid ribonuclease activity; nucleic acid binding.
AUGGUUACUAAAUCUUCUUCCACUCCCUAUGUGGAAGCAGCUGAAGAAGCCCAUGAAGAUUCAUUUCGAGCAUUUGAGAUCAUCAACGUCAUUACUGUAAUGGAGGGAUCUUUUAUCCCUCAACCUCAGAUAUCUUCUUCCACACGUAUGGUGGCUGCAGAAAUGAUUAAAUCAGGGUUUUGCCCGGGAAAAGGGUUGGGGAAGUAUCUUCAGGGCAUUGCAAUGCCAUUGUUACCAGAAGGCAUGAAUGAGAGAUACGGCAUCGGAUAUACUCCUACUUUAGCUGACCAUAAGAAGAAAACGGAAGAGAAAAGAAUACUCCAGAUCGAGAGGCGCACAGGAAGAUAUGCAUUUCUUUCGCAUUUAUUGGGGUCAUUUGUCAAAGAAUUGUUUACCUUUGUUUUAUGCAGGGAUAGGGAAAAUAAUCAUACCAGUAUUCAGGAGCCAGAAAUUGAUGUUAACUUUGAAAACUUAAUCCUAGAAGCUGAAAUAGAAGAGGAGACUGACUUAUCACCUGAAAUGCAAAGAAUGUUGAAAUCAGAUGAAAAACCAACUUUAACCAGUAGUGACCCCACGGUCACAAUAAAUUUGGGGACUAAUGAGGAACCAAAAGAAGUAAAAAUCGGGGCACCGUUGGGAGGAAAAGAAAGAUGCGAAAUGAUAAACCUUCUGAAGGAAUACCAAGAUGUUUUCGCAUGGUCAUAUCAGGACAUGCCAGAUGUGCUGGUAGACAAUACGGCGGGACAUGCCCUGUUUUCAUUCAUGGAUGGAUUUUCUGGAUAUAAUCAAAUUAAGAUGGCCCCGGAAGAUAAAGAGAAGAUCACAUUUAUCACCUUAUGGGGGACCUUUUGCUACAAGGUUAUGCCCUUUGGUUUAAAGAAUGCAGGGGCAACCUAUCAGAGAGCCAUGGUAACGUUAUUCCAUGACCUAAUGCAUAAGGAGAUAGAAGUAUAUGUGGAUGACAUGAUUGUUAAUUAUCGAGAUGAGUAUAGCCAUGUGAUGAACUUAAGGAAGCUAUUUGAAAGGCUACGAAAAUGUCAACUGAAAUUAAAUCCAGAAAAAUGUACAUUCGGAGCUUCUUCAGGAAAAUUAUUGGGAUUUAUCAUAAGUGAGAAAGGGAUUGAGGUAGACCCAGAUAAAAUAAAAGCUAUUCGAGAAAUGCCUACUCCUAAAACCGAAAAAGAAGUUAGGAGUUUCCUAGGUCAAUUGAACUACAUAGCUCGAUUUAUAUCUCAGUUGACUGCUACUUGUGAGCCCAUAUUUAAGCUGCUGAAGAAGGAUAACCCCGAAAAAUGGAGUGAAGAAUGUCAGAAAGCUUUUGAGAAAAUAAAAGAAUAUCUAUUGAACCCUCCAGUUUUGGUUCCCCCUGUACCUGGAAGGCCUCUUAUAUUGUACUUAGUAGUAUCAGAGAAUUCCAUGGGGUGUGUGUUAGGACAACACGAUGAGUCUGGAAGAAAGGAGCACGCCAUCUAUUAUUUAAGCAAAAAGUUCACGGAAUACGAAUCUAGUAACAGGACGAUGGCUCAUUGGCAAAUGCUGUUGACUGAAUAUGAUAUUACAUAUGUAACGAGAAAAGCCAUCAAAGGGAGCAUUAUAGCAGAAUAUUUGGCUGAUAGGGCCGUUAAUGAUUACCAAUCCAUGGAGUUUGACUUCCCGGAUCAAGAUAUUGAUUCAAUUGAUCAAGAAAAGGAAGGUAAUGUUGGGUGGAUGAUGCUAUUUGACGGGGCAACCAACGUAUGGGGGCAUGGAAUAGGGGCUGUACUCAUAUCACCAGAGGGUAAAUAUUACCCAGUCACAGCCAAACUCACCUUUCCGUGUACCAAUAAUAUAGCUGAGUAUGAAGAGUGCGUAUUGGGCUUACAAGCAGCUAUUGACCGAGGCAUUAAAAAAUUGAUUGUAAAAGGAGAUUCCGCUUUGGUAAUUUAUCAGUUGAUUGGAAAGUGGGAAACCCGGGAUUCCAAAUUAAUACCAUAUCAGGAGUUCAUUCAGGAAAUGAUGCAGGAAUUCGAUACUAUCAGUUUUUCACAUUUAUCGAGAGAGAGUAACUUAAUCCCUGAUGCGCUAGCAAUAUUGGUGGCUUUAUUUAAGGUUGAGUCCUGA